Molecule: messenger RNA, 3912 nt
Organism: Lepus europaeus (European hare)
Lineage: Eukaryota; Metazoa; Chordata; Mammalia; Lagomorpha; Leporidae
Gene: IFIT2
Product: interferon induced protein with tetratricopeptide repeats 2
Biological process (GO): defense response to virus
Cellular component (GO): cytosol
Molecular function (GO): protein binding
Source: RefSeq, a predicted model, not a curated record
CUAACAAGCUGCAUUCAGUUAAGAAUACUGAGGGUUUCACUUUCCAGUUUCAGUUUCUCUUUUGCAAAGUCCCACACCGAGGGGUGGGAGACAAGGGACAGGAAGCAGAUGCUCCCUUAAAUAGAGGUCUUCUGUUGCAGGCAGAGGAGAAGGGUUUCUCAGGAGCCUGGCAGCCUGAACAGCAGCGCUCCUGACAGCCGGGAAUUGCACCGUCAUCAUGAGUGAGAUCACUCAGAAGUCCUUGGAGAGUAAUCUACAGCAACUAAAGUGCCAUUUCACCUGGAACUUGCUAGAGGGAGAAAAUUCCUUAGAUGAUUUUGAGGACAGGGUGUUUAAUCAGUCUGAGUUUCAGAAUAGUGAAUUCAGAGCCACAAUGUGCAAUUUACAGGCGUACAUAAAGCACCACAGAGGCCAAAAUGAGGCAGCCUUGGCAUGCUUACGGCAAGCUGAAGAGUUCAUCCAGCAAGAUCACGCUGACCAAGCAGAACUCAGAAGCCUGGUUACCUGGGGAAACUUUGCCUGGGUCUACUAUCACAUGGGCCAGCUCUCGGAAGCUCAGACGUACAUAGACAAGGUAAAACAUGUCUGCGAGAAGUUUUCCAGUGCCUAUAGAAUUGAGAGUCCUGAGCUGGAUUGUGAGGAGGGGUGGACACGGUUGAAGUGUGGAAAAGAUCAAAUUCAAUGGGCGAAGGUGUGUUUCGAGAAGGCUCUGGAAAAGAACCCAAAGAGCCCAGAAUUCUCCUCUGGGCUGGCCAUCGUAAGCUAUCGUCUGGAUAACAUGACACUGUCUCAGAACCCCAUGGGACCUCUGAGGAAAGCCAUUGAGCUGAAUUGUGACAACCAGUAUGUGAAAGUCCUCCUGGCUCUGAAACUUCAGAAGAUGAAUUUAGAAGAAGGAGAAGGCGAGAGGUUAGUGGAAGAAGCCUUGGAGGGAGCCCCAGGGGCAACAGAUGUACUUUGCAGUGCAGCAAAGCUUUAUCGAAAUAAACGUGUUCUGGACAAAGCCAUAGAACUGCUUACAAAGGCUUUGGAGCACAUGCCAGACAACACCUACCUACAUUACCACAUUGCAUGCUGCUAUAGGUUAAAAAUCACCCAAGAACUGAAUAUGGUAGAGAAUAAAAUGUACAGGAGAAGAGAGAAGUUACUGGAACUGAUAGGACACGCUGUGGAUCAUUUCAAGAAAGCAGAGUCCAAUGGAAAUCUCUUCCGUGUUGCUUCCUACCUGGCCUGCCUCUAUGUCCUAGCAGAUCAGCACGAGGAAGCAGAACGUUAUUUCCAAAAAGCAUUCAGCCAAGAGCUUACUCCCGUAUCGAAACAACUGCUCCACCUGCGGUAUGGCAAUUUUCAGCUGUAUCAAAUGAAGUGUGAAGACAGAGCCAUCCACCAUUACAUGGAAGGUGUGAAAAUAAACAAGGACUCAAAGGAGAGAGAGAAGAUGAAAUACAAACUGAAAAAUAUUGCAGAAAAACGGCUUUCCAAAAAUGAGGCAGAUGCUGAGGCUUUGUGUAUCCUGGCAUUUCUCCAGAAGUUUAAUGGAGACAUGCAGCAGGCAGGUGAAGAUGCUGAGAAGGGCUUGGGGCCUGGAAACCAUCCUUCAGCAUCUUUAGAGGAGACAAGGAAUGAGGAAUAGCAAUAUGGUCCCCCUAGAGUUAGUGCUGGAAGGGAGCUGAAAUGCUUCAACUAACUUUAUAUGUCAAUAUGUUUAACAACUGGUGUUGCAUAACUGUGGACUAAGAAAAACAUCAUAGACUGGAUCAGGGCCAUAGGGGAAGUGUGCUGUGUGAGGGAUUAACACCUGAAUUGCUGGAUCAUGGAGAAUCCUAAAGAGUUCUGGGACAGGAACUAGAUUGGGGGGCAGGUCCAAAGACUUGGUAAAGGGAGUUUCCAGUUGACCUCUUAAAUACAGUUCUCACUGUGACAUUCUCUAGUUAUCUUCAGUGGAAUGAUGCCUUGGGCUUGUUUCUGUGUUAGUAUAAAGAAGCCAGCUCCCUCACAUUUGUGGUACUGGGGUCUAGUUUUACAAUAUUUUUCUAUCCUUUGGCAUCAUUUUAGAUCCUGAUCCUGCAUAGACAGUUAUCUAUCAAAAGACUGAGCAAGUCAGGUGUAGAUAGGGGUCAGUAUCCUCGCUUUCUCUCACACCUCUGCCUCUUUGUUCCUCCUUGUGGGCCAGUUUUCAAGAUAGAGAGGGUCCUACAAGUGAGAUCAGUUGUUCCAAUAAUUGAGGUGACAGCAUAGUUUGGAAAACUGAGAGCAGACAGCCAAGUGAGCUAGGAGAAGCAACUUGGCCAGACAGCCACAGUGUGAGAUAUUUGGGACACGUAGGGAGCUAUCACUUCCACUCUACCCUCUCUGUCAUUGAAAUACAGUCUGUGAAGAAGGAAAGGGGAUUCUGUACAAUAAUACAGACACCACAAUAAAACAGUUCUUUAAAACUUCUGUGGGAAAUAACAAUGUCCCCCCAGUAGAGAUAAGAAAGGGUAAGCAAAAGAGAGAAAGAAAAAGGAAUGUUCGCUUAUCUGUGUAGAUUGUAAUUUGGAGACAUUUCCACUUUUUGAGCUACUGUUCAGAAUUUUUUUGUAAGAAAAAGACUUGGCUUGUUUAAAAAUGCUACCAUUUAUUUGCAGCAAAAUGGACUCAAAUGGAAGACUUCAUGUUGAGUGAAAUAAGCUAGACCCAGAAAGACAAAUACUGCAUGUUCUCCCCUACAUGUAGGAUCUAAAAUUAAAAAAAAGAGAGAGGAAAGAAAGAAAAAAAGUUUGUGCAUAUCAGUGUUUCUGCAAAUAUAGUUUUGUAAAACUUUGUAACUUUGUGAAACCAAUGGUUAAGAAUGUUAUACUACUGUAUUUUGAUGAUCUGUGACUACUUUAAAAUUCACUGUAAAUGGAUGGAAUGGUCAUUUUCCCAUUCAAUUAUUGUUUAUGGCCAUUGUCUAUAUUCCACUAAACUAGGGUCUUUUUGCUUUUUACUUGUUAAACUUCUUAUUUGGUGAAGUAUUAAACCUUUUUACUGUAAUGUAUAUUUAAAAUGUAUCUCAAAAAAUAAAAAAUAAGAAAAAGAAAGGGAGAAAGAAGGAGGGUGGGAGGGAGAGAGGGGGAUGGAGGAAGAUAGUAUCAAUGUGUUCUUGGAACUGUAUCUACAAAUAUUAUUGAAUCUGGUAAAAAUGAAUUAAAAACUAAAAUAAAGUUAAAAAAGAAAAAAUCCCAGAUUAGAAAAAUGCUUUGAGAUCCUAUACAAGCAGUUAAAUGGGAGAAUGACUUGGUGAUUAAAGGCCUAGAGGAAAGUCUUAGAAAAUGACAGUGAUAAUGGCAGAGGGGGGUGGAGGUGCUCCCAUUAGGAAUGUUGUGUGGUGGGUGAUAUAAACACUUCUUUUAAUUCUGAAAAUCUUUGGGAAAAAUAACAAAAUUCAUAAUAUGCUUGAGGUGAUUGACAUUUUACAGGAAGACACGGCAUGAACUAGAUGUCAAUGUUGGUGUGUACCAAAAUGAUCAGCUGAUCCAGCUUGGGAUCAUCCACUAUCCUCUCCAUUGAGAAAUGUUUGAUAGUCGGAAUUAGAUUAAAUUUUUCAUUUAUAAACAUUUUUUUGUUAAGCAAGUAAGACAUCUAUACCAUUCAACAUUUUUUAAGUAAAAAGCCCAUAUUUUCUGUAUUACAAAUAGUAUGGCAUAAAUACAAUUUGUAUUCCUGAAUGCAGUCAUGGAUUUAAUGAAUAAAUAACUUUGAUGUGAUGAAGUAUAAAGCAGUGUUCUUAUUUAUAUGUAGCUACUGAUAUAUAUACAGUGUAUAUAUAUAUAUAUAUAUAUAUAUACAGCAGCUGAUAUGUUAUUGUAAGUGGGAAUUGCCUCCAAAUAACUUAGACUAAUCAAACAUUGUAACCACUGAAUUUAAUAAAAACAAACUGUGCAGCCUUGA